Messenger RNA from Olea europaea var. sylvestris, 1557 nucleotides. Its product is annotated as probable protein phosphatase 2C 44. Gene Ontology annotation, molecular function: protein serine/threonine phosphatase activity. Gene Ontology annotation, cellular component: nucleus; cytosol. NCBI's taxonomy places the organism in Eukaryota, Viridiplantae, Streptophyta, Magnoliopsida, Lamiales, Oleaceae. The record is from RefSeq and is a predicted model, not a curated record. Gene Ontology annotation, biological process: protein dephosphorylation. Bases 282 to 1166 code for a protein of 294 amino acids. The transcript has 5 exons.
ACGAACUUUAUCAAAUUCUGCAAUAAAAAUGGUCAAGAAAUUCAGCUGAUUUUUCUUGAAUUACAGGCUGAGAGUUAACGACCUUCCAAUUCACACAACAUAAACUUCAGCUGCAGACUUUUGAUUGUCUGCAAAAACCCUAUAGCACGCGAAGAAGAGCAAAUCCUUUUCUCCUUUACUUUGUUUUUUGAUCGAGAAAUUGCCGAAGUUUGCAUAAAAUCAAUAAACCGAUUUUUUUUCUUUAUGAUUUUACAUCAUAAUUAGUUAUUUCAGAGCCCAAUAUGCAGAAAAAACGGUAUUCGUCUUCCAUGGGUUGUUUUCAUAUCAUUAAGAGAGUUAUUUGUAUAGAUGGAUCUUCGCCAGAUACAGGAAAAGGGAAGAUCAAGUUUAAGUCAUCAUCAAGUAGUAAUGAAGUGUCACAUGGAUUCCAUUUGGUAGAAGGUCAAUCGGGUCAUGACAUGGAGGACUACCAUGUUGCUGAGUACAGGGAAAAGAAGGGGCAUGUGCUAGGUUUGUUUGCUAUUUUUGAUGGUCACCUUGGUGAUCGUGUACCGAGCUACUUAAAGGCAAACCUUUAUAACAACAUACUCGAAGAGCCUAGCUUUUGGGCGGACCCUAAGAGCGCUAUAAAAAAUGCUUACAACUCGACCGAUAAAGUUAUCCUAGAGAAUUCGAUGCAGUUAGGUCCUGGUGGGUCAACGGCAGUAACUGCUAUUGUUAUUGAUGGGAAAGAUCUAUUGGUGGCAAACGUUGGUGAUUCCCGAGCUGUCCUAUGCCAGAGUGGAACCGCCAGACAACUCACUGUGGAUCAUGAGCCACACAAUGAACGGAGAAGAAUCGAGAAACGGGGUGGUUUUGUGACUAAUCUUCCCGGAGAUGUGCCUCGUGUUAACGGGCAGCUUGCCGUGGCACGUGCUUUUGGAGAUGAAAACCUAAAAGCACAUUUGAGUUCAGAGCCUGAUGUAUGCAAUGUACGCAUCGACUCAAGUAUAGAGUUCGUUAUUUUAGCAAGUGAUGGUUUAUGGAAGGUGAUGGAUAACCAAGAGGCUGUCAAUAUGGUAAGAUCCAUUAGAAAUCCUCAAGCAGCAGCUAAGCGUCUAACCACGGAGGCUUUGACGAGAAAGAGCAAAGACGAUAUAUCAUGCAUUGUUAUCCGCUUUGGAUAAAGCUCUUAUAACUGAGAUACAAGAAAAUAAAGAAGAAAAUUAAGUGACGAAUUUGCUUAAAGUUCACGUGGCAUGUUUGCUUGUACAUCACUCUCACAUGAAUUACUUGGUUUUUCAUUGGAAAAACAGAGGCUUCAAUGCAGUUUCCUUGGAACUGUAAGAUGAUUAGUAUUUCAUGUUAUUGAGAAUAAAAGAUUCUCGUUGAUGUAAUAUCCAGUGCCAGUCGACUUCUGUGUGUGUAUGCUGUAUAAUUUUCUCUGCGGUGAGAUGCCGGUAAUGGCAUAUUUGUUUUUCGCAUGGGACAUUGCAUUUGCUGUUUGUAUUGUAUGAUAUGUGAAACAUGAACAAAAUAACUCUUAACACAUUCAUUUACAUAUUAAGUUGGAAGAUA